Epithele typhae is the source of this 3300-nucleotide messenger RNA. Its product is annotated as ARM repeat-containing protein. The record is from RefSeq and is a predicted model, not a curated record. The transcript has 13 exons. Gene Ontology annotation, molecular function: nuclear import signal receptor activity; small GTPase binding. Gene Ontology annotation, cellular component: cytoplasm; nucleus. NCBI's taxonomy places the organism in Eukaryota, Fungi, Basidiomycota, Agaricomycetes, Polyporales, Epitheliaceae. The coding region runs from base 1 to 3300 and encodes 1099 amino acids. Gene Ontology annotation, biological process: protein import into nucleus.
AUGGACCCCACAUUUGUGCAGAAUUUGCACACCCUCCUCGUCCAAUUCACCUCCAAUGAUACCGUGCAGCUGAAGGCGGCGACCGCGCAGCUUAACCGCGAGUACUACAAGAACCCACUAUGCAUUCCCGCGCUCGCGAGCAUCAUGGCGAACUCGCCAGAGGUGCCGGUUAGGCAACUGGCUGCGGUGGAGCUCCGGAAACGGAUCUCGCAGGCCAGUGGCGAGCUUUGGUUGCAGGUAUCCCAGGAUCAGAGGGAGGAGAUCAAGGGAAAGCUCCCGGAGAUUGUGCUCUCCGAGUCGAGCAACCUCGUUCGCCAUUCCACUGCCCGUGUCGUCGCCGCGGUCGCGGCGAUCGAGAUGCCCCUCGGUCACUGGCAGAACCUUCUCACCUUCCUCGAGCAGACCUGUAUGUCACAACAGGCCGCGCACCGUGAAGUCGGUAUCUACAUUCUCUAUACCGUCCUCGAGAACAUCGUUGAAGGCUUCGACAACCACAUCUCAAGUUUCUUCAAGCUUUUCGAGAGCCUUCUGAACGACCCCGAGAGCGCCGAGGUCCGGAUAACAACCGUCCGUGCGCUAGGCGUUGUCGCGCAGUACAUUGAUGCCGAUGACAAGGCUGAGAUUAGAAACUUCCAAAAUCUUCUGCCCUCGAUGAUCAACGUCAUCGGUCAGUGCGUAGAGGCCGGCAACGAGGCUGGCGCCCGUCAGCUAUUCGACGUCUUUGAGACUCUUCUCAUUCUUGAAAUCCCACUUCUGGGCCAGCACAUCCCUCAGCUCGCCCAAUUCCUCCUCACCUGCGGCGCUAACCGCAAUUACGACUCUGAGCUCCGCGUUUUGGCUCUCAAUGCUCUCAACUGGACUGUUCAGUAUAAAAAGUCCAAGGUCCAGUCACAUGGCCUCGCACCCGCCAUUCUCGAGGGCCUCAUGCCUAUCACCACCGAGGACGAGCCCGAGGACGCUGACGACGAUGCUCCUUCGCGCUCUUCCCUCCGCAUCAUCGACUGCCUCGCCACGAGCCUGCCUCCCACCCAGGUCUUCCCCGCUCUCCGCCAGCUCAUCCAGCAGUACUUCUCCUCUGCCGAUGCCGGUCAGCGCCGUGGUGCCAUGCUCGCGCUUGGUGUUUCUGUGGAGGGCUGCAGCGAGUUUAUGACGCCGCUCAUGGGCGAAGUCUGGCCUAUCAUCGAGGCUGGUCUCCAGGACCACGACGCGACGGUCCGCAAGGCGAGCUGCGUCGCGGUCAGCUGCCUUUGCGAAUGGCUCGAGGAGGAGUGCGCCGCCAAGCAUGCCGUUCUCGUCCCGAUGAUGAUGCAGCUCGUCAACGACCCCGUCACCCAGCGCACCGCAUGCACCGCGCUCGACGCCCUCCUCGAGAUCAUGCACGACGUAAUCGACCAGUACCUCCCGAUUAUCAUGGAGCGUCUCAUUGGCCUCCUGGACUCCGCGCCAAUUGGAGUCAAGUGCGUCGUCAUCGGCGCCAUUGGCAGCGCGGCGCACGCGUCCAAGUCAAAGUUCCUCCUCUACUUCCAGCCCACGAUGGAACGCUUCAAGCACUUCCUCGUGCUCGUCAACGAGGGCGAAGAGCAGGAGCUCCGCGGGAUCACCAUGGACGCCGUCGGCACAUUCGCGGAGGCAGUCGGCAAGGACGUCUUCCGUCCGUACUUCCGGGACAUGAUGGGCCAGGCAUUCAACGGCAUCCAGCUUAACAGCGCGCGCCUCAAGGAGUGUAGUUUCCUCUUCUUCGGCGUCAUGGCGCGUGUGUUUGGCGAUGAGUUCGCGGAGUACCUCCCCCAAGUUGUCCCCUCCCUCCUCCAGAGCCUCCAGCAGCCUGAGCACGGCGAGGAGGAGCGUCUGAGUGUGUCGAACCCCGACAACGCCCAGAGCUUCGCGUCCGGCCUCACCCCCUCGAGCGCGAUCACCGUGUCGGACGAGAUCAACAUCGAGGACGACGAGACCGACCUCGACAAGCUGCUCGACGUGAACAGCUCGAUCUGCAUCGAGAAGGAGAUCGCGGCGGACACCAUCGGCACGAUCUUCGCGGCGACCGGUCCCCACUUCCGCGAAUACGUCGAGCCGUGCACAAUCGAGCUCGUCACGCAGCUCGCGCACUACUACGACGGCAUCCGCAAGAGCGCGACGGACUCGCUCCUCCAGAUCAUCCGCACGUACUACGACCUCACGAACCCCCAUGAGUGGCAGCCGGGUCUCACUGGCUUCGAACCCCUCGACAGCCAACUCACGAGCCUGAUCAACCACAUCCUACCCUCGCUCCUGGAGAUGUACGAGUCCGAAGACAACAAAUCUCUGGACGCGUUUGGUGUGAAGAAAGAUUUAACUCAGCUCACUUCGAUGCCCUACUCGGGCGCGAAGGUCGUAUCUAGCCUGUGUGUCGGUCUUGCCGAGACCGCGAACAAGCUCGGCCCCGGCUUCUUGGACACCCGCGUGGAGAGCUUCGCGAACAUUGCCCUCCAGGUGCUCGAGCAGAAGGCCAUCUGCCAACAAGAUCCUGAUCAGGAUGAGGGCGACGAAGCACCCGAGGACUCCGCGGAGUACGACUCGAUCCUGAUCUCGUCCGCGGGUGACCUCGUCGCGGCGCUUGCGACCGCGCUCGGGGCGGAGUUCGCGAGCGGCUACGAAAAGUUUGCACCGCUGAUCAUGAAGUACUACAAAAAGAACCGAUCUCUCAGCGACCGCUCCUCGGCGAUUGGCUGCUUGUCGGAGAUUAUCGGCGGGAUGAAGAACGCGAUCACGCCGUGGACGCAGCCGCUCAUGGAUCUCUUCUACCGCGCGCUGGGCGACGAGGAGCCCGAGGUGCAUUGCAACGCCGCGUUCGCGUCUGGGCUGCUCAUCGAGCACUCGGAGAACGACCUCUCGCCGCAAUACAUCACGAUCCUCGCCGCGCUCCGGCCGAUGUUCAUCGUGCCGGCGGACGCGCCGUCGUCGGUACUCAACGCGCGCGACAACGCGGUCGGCGCCGUCGCGCGCAUGAUCGUCAAGAACACGGCCGCGCUUCCGCUAGACCAGGUGCUCCCCGUCUUCCUCAACGCGCUCCCUCUCCAGAACGACUUCCUCGAGAACCGGCCCGUCUUCCGCGCGAUCUUCCACCUCUUCAAGACCCAGCCGGCGGUGCUCCACCCGCACCUCGACAAGCUCCUGCACGUGUUCGCGUUCGUGCUCGACCCGGCCACGGCGCAGGACAUGGUUGGGGACGAGAUCCGCGCGGAGCUCAUCAGCCUCAUCGCGCUCCUCAACCGCGAGGAGCCCGCGAAGGUGCAGGCGGCGGGCCUCGCCGCGUUCAUCUAG